This is a messenger RNA of Akanthomyces muscarius, 885 nucleotides long. RefSeq lists its product as uncharacterized. Bases 1 to 885 code for a protein of 294 amino acids. The transcript has 6 exons. Gene Ontology annotation, biological process: mycotoxin biosynthetic process. The record is from RefSeq and is a predicted model, not a curated record. NCBI's taxonomy places the organism in Eukaryota, Fungi, Ascomycota, Sordariomycetes, Hypocreales, Cordycipitaceae.
AUGAACAUGGAGAACUCAACUACAGAGUCUGAGUCUGACCCUAGAUUAUCUGAGGCAUUCUUCUGCAGCGAGUACCGCGAUGAAGAGUCGCCCAGCUGCGAUGGACCUAUCCCGGCGCAGCCUCCAUACCGCCGCAAAACAUGGGCACUAAGACACCUAGGUGCGCUCUUUAUUCAUACUAUAAUUUUUCUGAUUUACACUGGUAUCGGAAUAUUUUGCUGGAAUUACUUCAUAUUGCAUCAACACGGCUGUGAGGGUUCGGCGGUGCUUUACACCCCGAUAGCGAAGCAUGUCAAAGAUAAGAUCACGAUCAUUCAUGACAGACCCAGUGAUAUUAAGGCUAGUCCUUACGUGGGUAGUACAACCCCCGAGGUUGAUGCGGCUUGGUAUCGACUACUACGCCACCAUAAUAUUCGUAUAACGGACGAUGAACUCCAUGCAUUGAAUUCGACUUCCAUUCCUCUCAGUUCAGGAGGUGGAUCCAUGGGUAUGAUGGCAGUUUUUCACGAGCUCCAUUGUCUGAAACUCGUGCGUGAGGCUGUUUUUGCCGAUCACUACCACGCUGCGAAAAGUUCAGCCGAGAGGACGUCAUUGGCGGGCCACACAGAACAUUGCAUCGACAUUCUUCGAUCGGCUGCAAUGUGUCGCGCCGAUACAGCCAUUUUCACGUAUCACUGGAAUGACGCGACACGUCUCCCGAAUCCCACAUGGAUGCAGAUGCACCAAUGCCGCGACUGGGAGUCUUUGGAAGAGUGGCUAGAGAGUCGUCGUAUCGAUAUUUACACCCCGAAUCUUUUGGUUCAUCCCAAAUAUGGCCCGGCGUACCCAGGCGGAAAGCGAAUAUCAGAGCCCCACGGUCCGAAGGUGUAUCCGCUAGACCCGUGA